GGCGCUGAGCCGCGAGAGUUUUAGCGGAGAUGUCUAGCUUGGCGAGAUUAGCGACCCCCUUCAUGGCCUCUCUCCGGCGAAAUCCAACUCUCUUCUUAUCCCCAAACCCACAGCGUUGUAGAUGUGGACUGUCAAACAUACGCCUCAAUAGCCUUGAGAUUUCGCCUAAAUCUCACAAGAUUCUCGGACUGCGAAGAAAACUUAUGCAAAGUUUAAACCUUUCGGGCGGCAUGGGAAGGAAAGUAUGUUUUGGAAGUUGUGUCGGCUUGUCAGUUGCAACGGGACUGGCGUGUACUCAGUCAAGUGUUGCUCAUGCUAUGGCAGAUUAUCACUCAGACUCGGGAGAGACCACGGAAGCUAUGAGAAGGGAAACAAAUAGAUUCUGGUCUCUCAUGAGAAAAAUUCAGCUGCCCAUUCUUCUGGCCUUUGUAUUAUUAUACUCACGGGGGCAUCCUAUUGCUGUUGCAAUUGAUUUUUUUCUUCUUCUGUUCUGCACAAGGCCCAACCCUUUGUCUAUUUAUAUUUUUAUUGAAGAGUUGCGGCAGAGGGAUAUGCAUGCAGACCCAAGCUUCUAUAAAACAAAGUUGCUUUACUUGAAGAAUGUUCAAGUCAAAGACUACAAAAUUCUCUGUGUUGCCAAAGUUGAACUGGUACACAAGAGGCUUUUUGUAAUCGGGAUGUUGGGUGAGUGGUUUGAUUUCAGUUUUUGAGAUCCAUGAUAGUAGAAGAAUCACUUACCCCUUGAUCAGUGGAUUGGCCAAUUUUUGUUUUUGGAUGUCAACCAACAAAACAUUAUAUGCCUUCAAAGUUGAUGUUAUUGCAGAUAAACUUUCGAGCCCCACCGUUUUCCCUGUCGUGCAUUAAAUAUGGGUCUGUAUGGUCAAUGCUCAUAAACUCUAUCUAUGAAGGUUCAUUUGUUGUAAAUUCAUGUAUGGGCAAUCAACCAUUGAGCCAUGAUGCAUAUUUUUUUGGAGAUGGAUUAUUCUUAAUCUAAAUAGCAGAAUUUGGAACAA
Molecule: messenger RNA, 1013 nt
Organism: Dioscorea cayenensis subsp. rotundata (Guinea yam)
Lineage: Eukaryota; Viridiplantae; Streptophyta; Magnoliopsida; Dioscoreales; Dioscoreaceae
Exons: 6
Coding region: 30-710 (226 amino acids)
Source: RefSeq, a predicted model, not a curated record